Molecule: messenger RNA, 1374 nt
Organism: Chanos chanos (milkfish)
Lineage: Eukaryota; Metazoa; Chordata; Actinopteri; Gonorynchiformes; Chanidae
Gene: bmp3
Product: bone morphogenetic protein 3
Exons: 3
Coding region: 1-1374 (457 amino acids)
Cellular component (GO): extracellular region
Molecular function (GO): growth factor activity; cytokine activity
Source: RefSeq, a predicted model, not a curated record
AUGGAUCGCUGUCACCGUAUAUUUGUUCUCUUCCUUGGAUGGACCUAUCUAUGGAGCGGACGUUGCGCUAUGCUGAAAGAUCACUUUCACGGACUCACUAAAGAGGUGGAAUUGGGGCGUUAUGUGGAUGCACGAGACAAGGAGCAUUCGGUUAAAGCAGGGGAUGACUUUGUCUUACAGGACACAUUGUCGGAACAUAUGCAGAUGCUCUACAGCAAAUACAACUCCGCUGGAUUUCCAUUCAAAGAUGGAAAUACAGUCCGCAGUUUUAAAGCGCACUUGGGGACAAUCAACGGAAAACAGCUACAGAUCUUCAACCUGACCUCCCUCACCAAAUCAGAAGAUGUUCUUUCUGCCACGCUGCACUAUUACAUCGGAGACCUGCAGAAUAGUAGUCUCAAAUGCUCCAGACCCAAGACCUGUACUCGCCACGGGCCCAGACGUCACGGUCACAUCCAUCUGGGUAUUUGGAGCUUCGCCUCAGUGGACAACAACACAAGGACACUUGGCCAUUUUCUUAUCAACGUCUCCACACUCUACCAGGAUUUCAUCUCGUGGCAGUGGCGGGACAUUACGCGCGUGGUCAACCAAGCUAGACACCACCCCGAGCUUCUAAUUGGGAUCGAUAUCCACUCACAGGGCCGCAGACCCUGGAAGAAGCUCUUAUCGGAUCGCUCUCCAUAUAUCCUAGUCUACGCCAACGACUCGGCCAUCUCGGAGCCCGAGAGCGUGGUGUCUACCCUUCAGCGCCAUAAAGGGAACAUGGUUCCUGGCCUCCACAGGCUGGGCCUCCACAACCGCAGCGGUUCCUCGCCCGUCAGGGCCAGGCGGUCGGCCAACAUCCUCUUGCCUCUGCAGAACAACGAGCUUCCAGGACCGGAGUAUCCAUACGAGAUUCCCACCUGGGAUGAGACCAGUCCGUACGACCCAGUCGAGAACAAGCCGGCAAAAAGACCCCGUAAGAAACCGCGCAAGAACCAGCGGCACAAGAUGCCGCUGCUCCAGUUCGACGAGCAAACUAUUAAGAGAGCGCGAAAGAAGCAGUGGAACGAGCCCAGAAACUGUGCCCGUAGAUACCUGAAGGUGGACUUUGCCGAUAUUGGCUGGAGCGAAUGGAUUAUCUCUCCUAAGUCUUUCGACGCUUAUUACUGCUCAGGGUCUUGCAAUUUCCCCAUGCCGAAGUCCCUGAAACCCUCCAACCACGCCACCAUCCAGAGCAUCGUCAGGGCCGUGGGCGUGGUCCCGGGGAUACCCGAGCCCUGCUGCGUCCCCGAAAAGAUGUCGCCCCUCAGCAUCCUGUUCUUCGACGAGGACAAGAACGUGGUGCUGAAAGUGUACCCCAACAUGACGGUGGAGUCCUGCGCCUGUCGGUAA